AAAAACUAGCUAACUUCAAUAUUAUGUCAAAAGCGUCAAAUAAACAGAAAUGAACGAAAUUAAAGCUGUUAUCGAGAUAAAUAAAGUAAAACACAAAUUACAAUGAAGAGAAACACUCAAUUAUUUGAUUUAUACUGGGAAGAUAUAUUAGUCUCCAAAGUGCUACCGCAUCUAACUAUACGAGAGUGUUUAAGUUUUCGAUGUGUUUCGAAAACAUGUUUGCAAAUUAUAAACAUGUAUUUUGCGAAGUUAAAAUCGUUAAAAUUAAUGAAUAAAGGCUUUUCACCGCACACAUUUAGGGUGUUUGCAACGACAUGCAGAAGACUAACCGUGCUGAAUCUGAGCCGAUGCGACACUAUUACUGAUGCAGACCUCAUCCCCAUGCUACUGCAAAAUUCCAACAUUACGAAUCUAAACCUCAGUCAGUGCAACAGCCUCUCUGCCAAGUCUUUACAACCUGUGAUAUUGUACUGUAACAAACUUCAAAUUCUGAAGCUAUCGAAAUGCUCGUGGCUCACGACCGGUGCUGUGGAGGCUCUCGCGUUACAUCAGUCGAAACUUGAGGAUGUUGACCUCUCAUACUGCAGCUCUAUAACGGAGAGCUGUAUACUGAUAUUCAUAAAAAAGUUCAGACAUUUAAAAACAUUCAGCUUAGAAGGAAAUAAACAAGUAACAGAUAAGAUUUUGUACGCUUUAUCCAAGUACAGUACUGAAUUGAAACUUCUUAAUCUAGGUGGCUGUGGUGAUAUUACCGAUAAAGGUGUCAAGGCUUUGGCUGUGCACAAUAAGAAUUUGGAAGGACUGAUGGUGAGAAGUUGCACGAAGGUGACUGAAAACAGUCUAAAGAUGCUAAGGGGCAGAGCUCACAUUGAUAGGAGAUCAGUUGAUCCCGGACCAAUACCUAUUUAUUUGCCGAUAUAGUUUAUAUUUUAAACAUUUUUAUUACUGGUGAUAGGACCUCUUGUUAGUCCGCACGGGUAGGUACCACCACCCUGCCUAUUUCUGCUGUGAAGCAGUAAUGCGUUUCGGUCUAAAGGGUACAUCAGCCGUUGUAACUAUACUGAGAUCUUAGAACUUAUAUCUCAAGGUGGGUGGCGCAUUUACGUUGUAGAUUGUCUAUGGGCUCCAGUAACCACUUAACACCAGGUGGGCUGUGAGCUCGUCCACCAUCUAAGCAAUAAAAAUAAAAAUAUAUUCAUAUUUUUUCUGCUUAGACAGUUGGAUAAGCUCACGGCCCACCUGAUGUUCAGUAGUUACUAAAACCCUAAGGACAUCUAGAACCUAAAUAUCACCACCUACCUUGAAAGAUAAGUUUUAAGGUCUCAGUUUUACAGUACAACGGCUGCCCCACCCGUCAAACCGUAACGCAUUACCGAUUCAUCGUGUAGUGAGUAGGCAAGUACUCGCACACAACUUGGCGCAACUCCACAGGACUCCCACAUCAUCCUGCUGUUUGUACCAGCGAAUGAUAACGAUUAUUAUUGUUAACUAGCUGACCCGGCAGACUUCGUAGUAACUCAAUCGAUAACUAAAAGACCUGAACUUUUGUAUAAAAUAAACUUAAAACAAACAAAAGGAAUCUGUCCGAUGGGGGGGACAUCAAAGGAAAAACAAAAUUAUAAUAUAUAUAUAAUAUUUUUAUUUAAUUCCGAGCAUUUUCAUAUUUAUUUGAAACCUUUUUAACCUCCUAUGGACUUCCACAAAUAAUUCAAGACCAAAGUUAGCCAAAUCGGUCCAGCCGUUCUCGAGUUUUAGCGAGAAUAACGAACAGCAAUUCAUUUUUAUAUAUAGACAUUAGCUUUUUGUUUAUAAGUGCGUGUUGUUGUGAAUUUCAGUUAUUACACUUUGUAAAAUUUACUUGACCACUACAAGUAAUAAAAUUCGCCAUUGUUUAUCUAAGUAUUAUAAACAAAACAGUAAACUGGAAGUUUGGAACAAAAAGGACAGGGUGGUGGUACCUACCCAUGUGGACUCGCAAGAUGUCUGACCACCAGUAAACCAGAACUUGUUCCCAAAACAUACAAUUUCAACUUAUACAAAUGACAUCCAUGACAUUAUUGUAUUUAUAAGCAUUGUUUGCAUAAGCACUAGGGCUCAGGAUAAAUAAAAACUUUCACUGAAGUAUAACAAAACUCAAUCUCAAUCAAAACUCAAUUUAAUUAUGAGAACAUUUAAAGUAUACUUCACAAUUCGCAAUCCGCUUUGCUUCAGGUGAUUCAUUCACUUUGAGUAGAUCUCAGUAACAGCACUGAGAUCCUAAUAACCUCGAGGGGUUAUAAUAGAUUCGCCAAAUGAGUACCUAAGUGAGCUCAUGGGGCUCUAACCUGACGAAUUUGCUAACACUAGCCCUAGUAAGGGCAGUGUUUCGCAGAAUCUACAUAGAGCAUGAUAUAAUAUAAAAUGUGUAGUGAACAUUCAUUCCUAUAAUUAUCCUGGUCAAUGGCAUUGGAAAACCUGACCCCUUAUAGAUGAGCAUGAUGUCAUUAACUACAAAAGAUUAGUUAAUUUAUAACAUGAAGUCAGUUUCCAUUGUACUGCAACUGGAUGAGAUAGCUUCUCUCCAGAAAUAAGCAGGUUAAAUGCCCGCGCGUACAUACAAUACGUUUUACCGUCAGUAUAUGCCGGUUGGUAAUCGCAGUAGGCUGGCAAUACUGUAAGAACACUGCUGCUCAUUGUGUGUUGAAUCCCUUAGUCGCCUUUUACGACAACCAUGGAAAGAGAUGUCUUUGAGUGUUGUCUUAAAUCUAUAUAUUUUCUAUUAAAACAUUUUUCAGUUUUUGAAUGAGGGUCAUACGUAUACUGCUAAAACCAUAAUUUGGAUUGUCUGCAGUCUGCAAAGACGUAACUUUUUCUAAGGUGAAAUAUAAAAUAGGAAAGUACCUAUAUACGUAUAGUAGUUAGUACCUAUUGAAUAGUAUUUGAGCCAAAGAUGAUAAUCAUUGUAUAUAUGUACAUUUAUUACUGCCCAUAUUACUUAUAUUAAAUAAAUUAUUAUUGAUUAACUUAAGACAUCUUUAUAUUCAAACUAACCUUAAUAUUAGUGUUUUGCCAAGUAGUAUUAUAAAAAUAUAAUUUUAAGAGUUGUAAACCUACAUAUUCGACAAACAUGCUUGUUGAAAAAAUUACUUAAAUAUUUAUAUCUAAUUUUUAAGUAAUAUAAACGUUUAUUUUUAUUGCAA
This is a messenger RNA of Bombyx mori (domestic silkworm), 3179 nucleotides long. It is a transcript of the gene jet, whose product is annotated as F-box/LRR-repeat protein 15. The transcript has 3 exons. Lineage: Eukaryota; Metazoa; Arthropoda; Insecta; Lepidoptera; Bombycidae. Gene Ontology annotation, molecular function: protein binding. Gene Ontology annotation, cellular component: SCF ubiquitin ligase complex. Bases 103 to 921 code for a protein of 272 amino acids. The record is from RefSeq and is a predicted model, not a curated record. Gene Ontology annotation, biological process: SCF-dependent proteasomal ubiquitin-dependent protein catabolic process.